Molecule: messenger RNA, 2261 nt
Organism: Drosophila arizonae
Lineage: Eukaryota; Metazoa; Arthropoda; Insecta; Diptera; Drosophilidae
Gene: vnd
Product: ventral nervous system defective
Biological process (GO): cell differentiation; regulation of transcription by RNA polymerase II
Cellular component (GO): nucleus
Molecular function (GO): DNA-binding transcription factor activity, RNA polymerase II-specific; RNA polymerase II cis-regulatory region sequence-specific DNA binding
Source: RefSeq, a predicted model, not a curated record
CAUUCCAACGGGCGCGGCGGCCUUCAGCGGCUUCCCCGGGCUGCACAGCAUGAGCAGCCUGAUGGUGCCCUCGUCGGCGGCGGUGGCAGCGGCUGCCGCUGCGCCCUUCCUGCCCUGGUCGCCUAUUCUCCUGCCGCCCUGGAGCCACGCCCUGCUGCCCGCUGCCUUCUAUCCGGCGGCGCUGCGCAACGCUUUGCCUGGCCUCUUCGAUGCCAAGGUGCCGUCGUCGCAGCGCUCCGGCUUUCAUAUAUCCGACAUACUCAAUCUGGAUGGCUCUGAGCUGAAGAGUGCCGCAGCAGCGGCGGCAGCGGCCGCGCACCACAGCACCCACAGCCACAGUCACAGUCAUAGCACCCACAGCGGCGAACUGGGCGCUGAGCCGAGCAAUGGGCAUGGCCAUCCGACGCCCACGGCUCUGUCGCCCACGCCCAACUCAGCGCUGCCACCGGCGCCGCCCAGCAACCCGGAUGAGCAUGUGACGCCCGCAGCGCACGGCGAUCACCAGACCACGGAUCACUCGGCCCAGCACCACCUCCAACAGCAACAGCAGCAGCAGCAGCACCAGCACCUCCAGCACCACCAACAGCAGCAGCAGCUCCACCAUCCGCAUCUGCACCAUCAGCCGCAUCAUCCAGUCGCCCCGCUGCCCUUGUCGCACCACCAGAGCGCGGGCGGCGCCCAGCCGCCCAUGCCCCACAUGGGCGCCCACGCCAACGCCGCCUCCGCCCAGGCCGCUGCCCAUCUGCUGGCCGCCGGCCAGUAUCUGCCAAAGAACUUCGCCAGCAGCUUCGACGAGAUGUCCUCGUACCACCACAUGGCCCAGACAAUGCUCACCCACUCGGGCCGCAGUGCGUGGAUCAAGGAGAACGAACUAUAUGGUACUCAACAGCCAGCCAGUCCGGAUAGCACCUCACCAGUGACCUCCGAGGUCUCCUACACAUACAUUGGCUCCAAUUGCCAGACCUCGCCCGCCCUCUCUGGCGACUACAAGAGCUACAGUCGCUCGGCGGACAGCGACGCGCUCUCUGUGGGCGAUGCGCUGCAUACGCUGCAUGGCAGCGCUGCAGCCGGUGGCACAUCAGCGGCGCAUGCGUUACACAACAACAACAACAACAAUAACAAUAAUAGUAACAACAACAACAAUGACAAUAGUCUGAAGCACGAUGGAGGCGCCGGCAGCGGCAGCAACCACGACGACAGUCUGAACGAGGACGGCAUCGAGGAGGACAUCGACGAUGUGGACGACGCGGACGGCAGCGGUGGCGGCGGCGUCAAUGCCGACGGCAUGCCGAACAAGAAGCGCAAGCGACGCGUUCUAUUCACAAAGGCGCAGACGUACGAGCUGGAGCGACGAUUCCGGCAGCAGCGCUACCUGAGCGCGCCGGAGCGCGAGCACCUGGCCAGCUUGAUACGGCUGACGCCGACGCAGGUGAAGAUCUGGUUCCAGAACCAUCGCUACAAGACCAAGCGGGCGCAGAACGAGAAGGGCUACGAGCACACGGGCAUGAUACACGGCAACGCCAUCCAUCCGCAUCAUCCGUCGGCGCUGCCCUCGCCCCGGCGCGUCGCUGUGCCCGUGCUGGUGCGCAACGGCAAGCCCUGCCUGGGCGAUGGCUCCAAGCUGGCUCAGGACUGUGUCAGCACGGCGACGGCCAUGCAGAAUGCCGCCGCCCAUCACCUGGUGGCACUGAACGGCGCCGCUGCCUAUCAGCAUGCGGCUGCUGCCGCCGCUGCCGGCCUCCACGCGCACGCCCACGCGCACGCCCAUCCCCACGCGCAGCGAGCCGCCUGGUGGCCCUAAUAUUGCUAGCUGCCUGGGUUCGAGUAGGUGGCCGACCUGGAUGGCAGCGCCCAACUGACUCUGCCGACUCGAAUACUGGACAAUAAGCGCGAGCUGAGCUGCGUCGAUCGGGCAUUCGAACGAACAAAGAGACAAAAAAAAAAAAACAAACAACAACAACAACAAAAACAAACGGAAAUUUGGUGCAAUAAUAAAUAAAGAGCCGCGAGUGGUUGCCGUUGCCCAUCGGCCAUCAGCGAACCCCCCAGACUAGUCUUGGCCAGUGCUCUACGCCAAGCCACGAUUGUUGCUGCAGUGUUGCCAGUGACAACAACAACAACAGCAACAACAACCGCAACAGCAACAACAGAUAUCAUUCGUGUAAUAAACAAGACGAAGAAGAGAUACAUUUUUUUCCCUCAGCUCUAAAGCUGUGGGCCACUUAGUCGUAGUCAUUUUUUUUUUACACCAUUUUUUUUUU